Molecule: messenger RNA, 3895 nt
Organism: Pseudoliparis swirei
Lineage: Eukaryota; Metazoa; Chordata; Actinopteri; Perciformes; Liparidae
Gene: nfil3
Product: nuclear factor, interleukin 3 regulated
Exons: 3
Coding region: 2054-3808 (584 amino acids)
Biological process (GO): circadian rhythm; DNA-templated transcription; regulation of DNA-templated transcription
Cellular component (GO): nucleus
Molecular function (GO): DNA-binding transcription factor activity; DNA binding
Source: RefSeq, a predicted model, not a curated record
ACAGAUCCACGACCAGCCACCUUGAGAGCAAGAAGCCAGGUGCUCGGCAACUUGUAGGAGUCCGUGGACGGUUUCAGUGGGCGGGGGGACCUCGCUUCUCAUCGGUGCCAGACCCGCGGAGGAAACCUCGCACCAGGCGGCAUAAAAAGGUAACGUUAAAGUCUUUAUUUUGAAGUUAAAAUGAAGCGGACUCCUAGCUAACUUCCUAAAAGAGACGUCCCGGAAUCACAGCGGCGGCGGCGCGCGCGCGCGGCUAACAUUAGUGAGCCAAUUGACGCCGUCGUGUGUUUUAACGUCAGCCUGACGUCACCAAAAGACACAGAAACGAGGAGAAUAGCCACGUCGAGUUACACGUCAAAAAGAAGAAAAGAAAAGAAAGGUGGACACGAUUUAAAGCUCAAGCUCGCGGCCGACGCGCGUGUCUGUUGUUGUAACGGGGCACGCGCGUUUUAGCCGUUACAAAGCUGGUAACAUAAAGACACGUUUCGCGCUGUGUCCUCGCGCGCGGGACGUUAUAGCUUGUAGGUGACGUCACGGGAGCCCGUACGUAACGUUGCUCUCCCCGAGUGUGUCGAGGGCGGCGCGGCUCACUGUGAAGGGGGCGUGGUGUCACGAAGAGCCAUGUCAACAAGAGGGAAUGCUCACAUGUCCGACACUCACCGAGGCGUUUGAACGCGCGCGCACACACACACACACUCGUAGAACCGGACACGGGACACGAUGGAGGAAUGUGGGACAAUAGGACGCGUAGCACCGGGGCCAGAGAGCCCCGGCUGAACCGACGGUGACCUCGCCCCCCCCCCUCGCGUUACGGUAACAUUACCUUCAUUCUUCAUCACGUGUGAUCCACAUUUAGUCUCGCCUGCCUCAUUAGAAACGACCCUCAUCAUGUAUAACAGCUGUUACGCAACAUCUGGACUUCCUGUAAAAUAUAUAUGUUUUAAAUCUCCCCCCCCCCCCCCCAAUGAAAAUAGAUAAUCCAUCAAAAGAGUGGAUCACAUUUUGGGAAACAUUUAUAAUAAUAUAUAUAAUAGUCCAGCGUCGGAAAAACACCCUAGGGAAAAAAAGCCCUUAAGAAAUAUAAUUUUGCCCCUGAUAUCAGUAGGAGAGGCACAAAAUAGACCCCCAUAACUUUCUCUAAUACUUAUGAUUAUUUAAUGAACUUGUUAAAAACAUUGUGGCCUAUAUGACCCGGUCCAGAAUCUGUAUACUACUGCCUAAUAGUCUUAUUAUUGCCUAAUAGUCUAUUAUUGCCUAAUAGUCUUAUUAUUGCCUAAUAGUCUUAUUAUUGCCUAAUAGUCUUAUUAUUGCCUAAUAGUCUAUUAUUGCCUAAUAGUCUUAUUAUUGCCUAAUAGUCUUGUUAUUGCCUAAUAGUCUUAUUAUUGCCUAAUAGUCUUAUUAUUGCCAUUUGAUGAUAAUUGCUCAUAAACUGUAAGCCUGAAUAAGUAUAUUUAUUGUUUUUGAACAAAGGUUAAAUAUUAUUUCACAAGUUUAAAAAGUGCCCCCAAUUUAUUUUUAAUUGCCCAUAGAUUUCCCCCCCCCCCCCCCCCCAAAAGAUGUAAAUGUCUACCGCCGAUCUGAUGUCAGGCCGAUUUGAGAUCAAUUUAAAGUACCAGACAUGAGUCUGUGACAUGUAGUAUUGUGUGUGCGUGUCUCCCUUCAUCUAGACUUACUCUAAGGAGAGACCCCCCCCCCCCCCCCUAACCUUUCUUUCUCUUAGAUCCCUUGUUUCCAUAAACGGACAUCUUCCCUGCAGCGGUCCUGACUCGGUUGUCGGGCCUCGGGUUACCGGCCGUGUCGGUCUGUUCGAGCUGCUGCCGCGACUACAGCUGUCCUCGUCCUUUGUUCCUUCUACUACGCUGAUGUAUGGCAGCCUUGGAAGCCCAAAACAGGCUAAAUUGCCCUUUUUUAAAUCGCGUCUCACUGCUUCACAACCCUGGGCAACCGGCACAGAGCUGCGACAGCUGGAGAUACAGGUGGAAGACAAGUUAGUGGAUUAAUCCACGUUGUCAUUAUGGCGCCGAGUUAAAGACCUUUGACCCCUGAAGGUCACAUGAUGCAAUCAAUCAAGCGAGAGCUGGACUUCCCGAAGCCCUACGGCGCCGAGGGGACCGGCAGAGACCCGUCGGACCUCAACGCCUCCAGAACCGCCGGCCGCAGGAAGAGGGAGUUCAUCCCGACGGAGAGGAAAGACGAGCUCUACUGGGACCGCCGGCGCAAGAACAACGAGGCGGCCAAGCGCUCGCGGGAGAAGCGCCGGGUCAACGACGUGGUUCUGGAGAGCCGGCUGGCGGUCCUGGGCCAGGAGAACGCCGCCCUGAAGGCCGAGCUGCUGGCGCUGAAGCUGAAGUUUGGCCCGGCGAGCUCGGCCGCCUACGCCCGAGAAGUCUGGAGCGCCGCCGCCGACCGCCACCGGGGGCCCGCCCCGCCCGGCGCCGGACGAAGUUCUUCCAGCGGCGUGUCGGAGCGCGGCGGCAGCUGCAUCUCGGUCAUCAAGCACUCGCCCCACGCGCCCCACACCCGGGUCAAGGUGGAACCGGCGGAGAACCGCAGCUACGCUCAAGAGAACCGCAGCUACACUCAAGAGAACCGCAGCGACCCACAAGAGAACCGCAACUGCGCUCAAGAGAACCGCAGCUACACUCAAGAGAACCGCAGCGACCCUCAAGAGAACCGCAGCUGUGCUCAAGAGAACCACAGCGACCCACAAGAGAACCGCAGCGACCCACAAGAGAACCGCAGCUGUGCUCAAGAGAACCGCAGCUACACUCAAGAGAACCGCAGCGACCCACAAGAGAACCGCAGCGACCCACAAGAGAACCGCAGCUGUGCUCAAGAGAACCGCAGCUACACUCAACAGAACUGCAGCUGUGCUCAAGAGAACCGCAGCUACACUCAAGAGAACCGCAGCGACCCACAAGAGAACCGCAGCUGUGCUCAAGAGAACCGCAGCGACCCACAAGAGAACCGCAGCUGUGCUCAAGAGAACCGCAGCGACCCACAAGAGAACCGCAGCUGUGCUCAAGAGAACCGCAGCUACACUCAAGAGAACCGCAGCUGUGCUCAAGAGAACCGCAGCUACACUCAAGAGAACCGCAGCGACCCACAAGAGAACCGCAGCUGCGCUCAAGAGAACCGCAGCGACCCACAAGAGAACCGCAGCUGUGCUCUAGAGAACCGCAGCUGCGCUCAAGAGAACCGCAGCGACCCACAAGAGAACCGCAGCUGUGCUCAAGAGAACCGCAGCGACCCACAAGAGAACCGCAGCUGCGCUCAAAAGAACCUCAGUCCCUGCGGGUUCUCCCGGGCCGGCCCGUUGUGCGGCGCUUUCUCCCAGCAGCUCUCCGGCGGGUCGCCCGGCGCCUCGCCCCGGAGCUCGGACGACGGCGCCGUGAGCAAGUGGUCGGACGGCGAGGACGAGCAGCGGGUCCCCAGAGCGGCGGGCGACCCGAGGAGCGUCAUCGUCUCCACGCACAAGGCGCCGCACGCCGGUUCCGGCUCCUCCUCCGCUCUGCCCCACAAACUGAGGCUCAAGGCCAGAACCGUCCGCGUCAGAGCGGAGGCCGUGGAGCGAGAGGACGACCGGGCCGCCGGGCCUCGGGCCGCCGGGCCCCCCCGGUGCCCUCUGGCCCUGCAGGUCAGCGCCAUGCAGCGCUGGGCCCGGCGGAGCCGGCUCACCUCGAGCUCCGUCCCGUACGGGUCAGAACUAUCGGACGCCGGCCACUCGUUUCUCCCGAGAGGCUCCGCCUCCCCGAGCCGGCCGACCGCGCGGCAGGGGUCCGUGAGCGCCGGCCGGAGCCCCAGCUGACCGGCGUGAGCCGAGCGGCGCCGCGAAGCUCCGGAGGCAACUUUUUGUUUUCUACUUUUUUUAUUUCAUUGCAUUUCCACUGAAUUU